Molecule: messenger RNA, 2590 nt
Organism: Elaeis guineensis (African oil palm)
Lineage: Eukaryota; Viridiplantae; Streptophyta; Magnoliopsida; Arecales; Arecaceae
Product: pentatricopeptide repeat-containing protein At1g06140, mitochondrial
Biological process (GO): RNA modification
Cellular component (GO): intracellular membrane-bounded organelle
Molecular function (GO): RNA binding; protein binding
Source: RefSeq, a predicted model, not a curated record
CCAAUCUCCUCUUCCUCCCUCACGAUGUUCUCCCCUUCCCCUUCGACCGCCGUCAGGUCCCUCUCCGACCUCCUCCGUCUCGCCGCCGGCGCGGGCUCCCUCCACCUUGCUCAGCGAGCCCACGCCCGCGCCUUCCCCCUUGGCCUCCACCGCCACCCCGUCCUUUCCUCCGCCCUCAUCUCCGCCUACUCCCGCCUCGGUUUCCCCUCCCUCUCUCGCCUCGUCUUCGACUCCGCCACCGCCGCCGGUGCUCCAUUAAACGUCUUCCUCUGGAACGCCCUCCUCGCCGCCUACUCCCGCGCUGGCCUCUUCAUCGAGCCCCUCGCCCUGUUCCGCCGCAUGCGCCCCCACCAAUGUCCUGAUCAUUUCACCCUUGCCAUCCUGGCCAAGGCCUCCGCCGAGCUUGCCGACUCCCGCACCGGCAGAGGCAUCCAUUCUCUCGUUAUCCGCCUCGGGUUCGGUUCCGACACCGUGAUGGCCAACUCCCUGAUACUUUUGUACUUCAGAUGCGGGAGUCCUGAUGAUGCUCGGCAGAUGUUUGAUGAAAUGCCUGCGAGGAGUGUCGCUUCUUGGAAUGUGCUGAUUUCUGAGUUGGUGAGUUUGGGGGAUGCCUUGGAUGAGGAGGAGGAGGAGGUGUGGAAGCUUAUAAUUCGGAUGCAGAUGGAAGGAGUGAAGCCGGAUGGCUUCACGGUCUCCACUAUUCUACCUUUGUGUGGCUGGCUUCGUGGGAGGGAGAUCCAUUGUUUUGUUCUAAGGAAUGAUCUGGGUCUGGGUUCGGAUUUCCAUGUGGGAAGUUGCCUGAUCGACAUGUACUCAAGGAGCAGACAUGUGGACUUCGGAAGGUGGAUUUUUGAUGGAAUGGUGUCCAAGAAUUUGGUCGCUUGGACAGCCAUGAUUGCGGGCUAUGUGGAGAAUGGGGAUUUCAAGGAAGCUCUGAGGCUUUUUCAGUUGAUGCAAUUCAAAGAUCACUUAGUGCCCAAUAAGGUCACUUUGGUAAGUGUCCUGCCUGCAAUUGGAUCUCUUGCAAGUUUGGUGGAUGGGAAGCAAGUUCAUGGCUUUGCCAUCAGAGCAGAUUUGCAUAGAGAAGUUUCUUUGAACAAUGCUUUAAUUGAUAUGUACUCCAAAUGUGGAAGCUUGAAUUAUGCAAGGCAUAUAUUUGAUGAUGAGUCUUGGCAUAAAGAUGUCAUCUCUUGGAGCUCAAUGAUCUCAUGCUAUGGGAUUCAUGGCGAGGGAAAAGAAGCCGUUGUAUUGUUUAAUGAAAUGUGCAGUCUUGGAGUCAAACUAGAUCGCAUAACAAGUUUAGCAGUUCUCUCAGCCUGUGAUAGGGCGGGCUUGGUAUCUGAAGGUGUUGAUAUUUAUAAUUCAUUGGUAAAGAAUUGUGCUGUUGUUCCCAGUGUUGAAAUAUGUUCCUGUAUGGUUGAUAUGUUAGGAAGAGCUGGCCAACUGAAUGAAGCUGUGGAUUUUAUAAAUUCAAUGCCAGUUGCACCCUCUCCUAGUGUUUGGGGAGCUCUUUUUGGUGCAUCUGUGAUUCAUAAUAACCAGGAAAUGCAAGAUCUGGCUUCCAGGUUCCUUCUUCAGUCAGAACCAGACAGUCCUUCAAAUUAUGUGUCUCUAUCAAAUUUACAUGCCUCCUCAGGAAGAUGGGAUUACGUGGAACAAGUGAGGACGAGAAUGCAAGAACGAGGGUUCAGAAAGAUGCCUGGGUACAGUUGGAUUAAUGUCAACAGUCUGUUACUUUCUUCCGGAUAAAUUUCACUGUUGUCCAGAUAUGAGCUUUGUGAGUAACCUCUUAUUGAGAAUUAAAGGAGCUGGUCAUGUUCUGAACUCUUGGUAAUCUUACAUAAGCUUCUAGAAGCUGGUUUUUUGACAUUAGUGAUUUGGCUGACCCUAUAAUUGAUCAUGAGAGCCUGGAUAAGCUUCUUACUCAACUCAUGAGAUGGUAAAACAAUAUAUGUGGAGUAACCUGAUGCAUGGCAAGAGGAAUUAAAUCGUCCUAUUGUAGCCAAUCCAAAAUGAUAAGUUGAACAGCUUUUGAAGUUUAUCAGAAAUGAAUAGAGGUGGAAACUGCACCUUUUUGAACCUAUAUUAUCAUCAGAGUUUGAGGAUGUAAAAUAUGUACUAAAAGUGAUACCAAGUUCAGAUGUACUAAAAGCGAUACCAAGUUCAGAUUCAAAUAUUGCAGCUCAGAGGACACUAAAACGUGCUUGAUUGGUCGCUUUCCAUUUUGCAAGACAAAGAGGCAAGUAACAGGGGAACAGGUAGGAAACCCUUCAAAUGCCAAGGCCUGCUUCUCACUGGUUGUCCUGAAUGCUGAGAGGAGGAAAUCUACUCAUCAACAUAAUUCCACAAUUACAGCAGUUUGGAGUGCACCAUCAUGACAACCAGCUUCGGUAGGUGGACUGUCAUAGCUAACCCUAGUCAAAAAUUUCUGCAAAUCAUUGUUUUUCUUGAUAUUAUGUGUAGUAUACGGGUAUAAAUUAUCUCUUGGUUCUCUCUAGAGCAGUGUGCUCCAUAUGACUUGUUCAUAUACAUCUCACUUUACGUGUGCAAUAGCAAUGAAAGUGAUACAGAUCUAUGAUGCAUUACUAUU